CAGGGAGCAGACCAGAUUCAAAUGAAGGAUGAUCAAGCUGAGCCCUUUCCAUUAUAAAUAGGCCUCAACACUCCUCCAAAUUAACCUCACUUCAUCACUUUGUCUGCUUAGCUAAGCUCUUCCUUGCCCAUCCCCUAAUCCCCUGCCUUUCCCUUCCCCUAAUCACCUCUCUCCAUGGCAUCCCUCCAGGCUGAUGCACCCGACGUCCAAGAGGUGAGCGAGAAGCAAACAGAAAAAUCAACACAGGAGACUCCUGUUCUGGAAGAAAAGCCAGCCACCAGCGAAGAAGCCGAAGUAGUAGUGCAUGACGAGGAAGAGGAUGAAGAGGAAGAGCAAGCAAAAGCUGCCCGUGAAGAAGAAUGGCAGAAUGAUGUGAAAGAUGAAGUAGGAUCCCCCUUUGUUGAUGUGGCUGAGCCAGCUGCUUCUUUUGAUGAUGAAGCCGAAGCUGAGGUUGAAGAAGAUGACAUGAUUUGAAGAGAUCAGUAGUACUGAAACUUUUCUUCUUAAUUAAUUAUCAGAUUAAUUAGCUAUGGUUGUUAUGGUUUUUACUUGUGUGGUUUUUAAUUUCUUGCAAAAAUAAUAUGGAAUAUUAAUUAUUAUAAAUUAAUUAUAGAAGGUUGGCUUUGGCUCUUUGAGGCUAGCUUUAUAAUAUGCCUUAUCUUAAUUAUUUGCUUUUGAAUUUGUAUGGUUGGCUUAUGAAAAGAAAGUCUGGUGCCUUUUGUUACCAGUGGAUUUCCUUAA
Messenger RNA from Manihot esculenta (cassava), 741 nucleotides. RefSeq names its product ribosomal biogenesis protein LAS1L. The record is from RefSeq and is a predicted model, not a curated record. Bases 175 to 474 code for a protein of 99 amino acids. The transcript has 2 exons. NCBI's taxonomy places the organism in Eukaryota, Viridiplantae, Streptophyta, Magnoliopsida, Malpighiales, Euphorbiaceae.